Molecule: messenger RNA, 1830 nt
Organism: Pichia kudriavzevii
Lineage: Eukaryota; Fungi; Ascomycota; Pichiomycetes; Pichiales; Pichiaceae
Exons: 1
Coding region: 1-1830 (609 amino acids)
Molecular function (GO): protein binding
Source: RefSeq, a predicted model, not a curated record
AUGUCUGUUUUAUACGAUGAUAUAUUUGAGGGUCUAAUAGACGGGAUUCACGCCUUUGAGUCUGGAUUGGUCAAUGCUGCUUUAUAUAUCUUAGAAGACACCUUAAUUAAGACAGACCAAUUUUAUGAGGAAAAUGGUAUUCACCAUGAGAGCCGAAUAAAUAUACAAAUGCAACUGGCCAAAGUAUAUAUAUGGCUGAGACAGUUUCAGAAGGCUGUUGAUAUCUUAAAAUCGGCUUUAGAAUCAUCGCCCGAAAACGUUCCUGUAUUAUACCGGUUAUUUCUAUUAUAUUCAGAUGCUUAUCCCAACGAGAAGAUGGCACUAAAGGUCUACUUACGGGCCGAGUCAGUUAUGAAGGAAAAUGGAUCGUUGGAUUGUAAUCACAGGAUCUAUAAGAAUUUUGUGACAAGGGGUGAAAAAAUCAAAUGCAAGAGGCAAUCGUUUUUUAUGUUCAAGGAUGACACUGAAGAAAUUGAUAAACAGAAUUUGAUGAAACAACUACCUAUUGAGAUAUUAUCGAAUAUUUUUUCAAUGCUGGAUCCCAAGAGUUUGAUCAAUUUGUUACUAACAUGUAAAGGAUGGAGGUCCACAAUUCUUGAAUCCCCACAUCUAAUUGGAGCUUUUACGCUUAGUAGAGAUAUAACAUUUAAAAAAUUACAGUCGUAUUUGAGAUUAUUUGAUCAAAAGGUAUCCACUUCAGAAAUCAUCUUAGAUAAACUUUCUAUUGCAUUCAAUUCACGUGAUGAACUUCCCCUGAUGAAAUUGCUGCUUUCUUCUGGCCUGAGGUCGAAGAGCUUAAAUAUUGAAAUAAGAGAAGCUAUACAACCUCAAAUUUGCACAUUGAUUAAGGAAUCGAAACCUUUACUCUUCACGCAACAGACCCAUUUAUCGAUUACUAUCGAAAAAGAGGCCCAAUCGAUCUCAUUUGUUGAUAAUAUUUUACCUAUGAUGACAAAUUUACAAACGCUCUAUAUAUCCUUCAGAAACCUUUCUUCCCCCAAACAAAAGUCUUCGUCUCCACUGAUUGAUCUACCAAGGUUGCGAUUCUUAAAUAUAAAGAAUGAGGGAAAGCACGACCAGGUGGAAAGAUUCGUGUCUGCCCUAACAAUACACAAUGUUGAGUCAUUAACUAUUGAUACACGUUCAACGAACAUAUUUUUAAAAUGCAUUCGAACGGCAAAUAAAUUGAAACAUUUGAAAAUGCGGAUGAUUCCAAUCGAAUUGUUUUUAUAUGAUUUCAUGAUUGAAGGCCGGCCAGGAUACGAAAGAGUUAAGGAGUUGGAAACACUCGAGUUUGAUACUUGCCCUUCCAGUGUGGAUCAUAUAUUUGGACCGAGGGUACAAUUCAAGGAAUUCAACAAUUUAAGAGUCCUUAAGUUCAGAAAUUCUCAAAUUACGGUAACUACCAUUGAAGCUUUCUUCAAGACGUGCAAGAAAAGUUUAAAGGAGUUGGACGUCUUGGAGAAAUCAUUGCUUUCGUACAAGGGCUCCAAUACAAACAACAACGGGACGUUUAGUUUGAAAAAUGUCUUGGAAACUUGUACUGGUCUGGAGGAGCUCCAUAUAACCGACAAUAAAAUCAAUAGUUCCAAUUUCACGCAAAUAGCUUUUGAUAUUGCCAUGUUAACGAGACCAAUGAAGUUGAACUGCUUGGAGUUGUCAAAUUCUUCUAUUCCAUCAUCUUCGUAUAUUGUGCUGUUCUUAUCAAUCAAGACUAAACUAACUAUCAAAAGAAUGAUUAUACAUCAGCAAAACCCCGAUGUUCAACUAAUAUCAUUCAGUGAGGAAUUGAAAAGAAGUAAGGUGGUAGGUGAGUUUUGUUUCAUUUAA